Molecule: messenger RNA, 1042 nt
Organism: Magallana angulata
Lineage: Eukaryota; Metazoa; Mollusca; Bivalvia; Ostreida; Ostreidae
Product: cerebellin-1-like
Exons: 2
Coding region: 36-707 (223 amino acids)
Molecular function (GO): protein binding
Source: RefSeq, a predicted model, not a curated record
CAUAUAAACUAUGCAAAGAAAUUGUCAUUUUCACAAUGGAGUGCAUGAAGAUGCUCUUUUAUUUCAUACCUCUUUUUUGCGUUCACAUCUCUGUUUCCUCGUUUAAACUGACGACACUCCCGAAUGCCUUUAAUCUGACCAGUAUAGAAGAGCGGUUGACCAAUCUAGAGCAGACGACAGAACGUCGUCUGGCAGUGACGGAGCGCGUCAUAGGACAACUGCUGACUGGACAAGCUGACGAAAAUUUGGAAACUUUGGAUGUUCUAGCUCUAAGAUCUGGCAGACUUAGCACAGCUUUCUCUCCAGUUAUGUUUUCUGCUUACAAAUCUUCUCGUGAGAGCGAUAUUAGUACAAAGGUGACGAUCAGAUUUGACGGAACCUACAUCAACAUUGGAAACCACUACCACACAGAGGAUGGUAUCUUCAUUGCUCCCGUCACAGGGGUCUAUAUGUUCCACUGGACCAUUGUGAAUAACAAGUCUUCGUUCACCACUCAGCUGAUGGUGGCAGGAACCCCACGGGCUUCAAACCUAAUUCCUUUUCCUGGCGGAAGAGACUCCAGUUCAGCAAUGGUCAUCAUCAGUGUCAACAAGGAUGAUCACGUCUGGAUCCAGAUCUAUGGGUCCUCAGUAUACGUGUUUGGUGGUGGAACAUCAUACAAUAACCAUCAGUCAACAUUCACUGGAAUUCUAUUGCAAAAGGCAUAGCGCGAUAUAAAAAAAAUCAAAAUAUCUUUUGCAUCCAUAAAAUAACAAAUUAUUAAGUUUCAUUCGCUCUUUAGUGCUGUGAUGAUUUAGGUCAAUAUUAUAAUUUUGUAAGAGAUAUUAUUUCUAAAGUAUAUCUUUUUUAAAUAGAGCUACGUUUUUACAUGCUAGAAUCUAGAUGAUAUUUUAAGAUGGAUGAAGAUGGACUAGAGAAAUAAAAAAAACAUUCAUUUGAAAAUCCUGUUUGCGGUUUGAUGUCAUGUAAAUUGAAAGUUGAAUGAUUAAGGGAUUGAUGAUUUGUAUUAAUGGACUUUUUAAAUAAUAAAUUUGGAAAUAUG